Messenger RNA from Colletes gigas, 2597 nucleotides. Its product is annotated as DNA repair and recombination protein RAD54B-like. The record is from RefSeq and is a predicted model, not a curated record. Gene Ontology annotation, biological process: reciprocal meiotic recombination; double-strand break repair via homologous recombination. The annotation marks the transcript as partial. NCBI's taxonomy places the organism in Eukaryota, Metazoa, Arthropoda, Insecta, Hymenoptera, Colletidae. Gene Ontology annotation, cellular component: nucleus. Gene Ontology annotation, molecular function: DNA translocase activity; ATP binding; ATP-dependent chromatin remodeler activity. The transcript is spliced from 9 exons.
GUGUAAUGAAUUCUUUUUUAAUAAACGUAACAACAUGUAAUUAUAUUAUAUAUUAGUUCAAUACUUUUAGUUUUGCGUACACAUUUAUCAUGUAUCGAAAUAACCAAACAAAGGGUUUCAAACCUGUUUUAAAAUGCCAACAAUCAAUGGACGAUAAGACCAAGGAGAAUUUAGAAAAUGAUAAAUCGUUGGAAAAUCUAAAUGAAAUUACUUGUAGAAGUACUACGAAAAUUCUUAAUUUAUUCAAAAGACCAAUCGAGAAUUGUAACAAAGAAGUACUCGAAAAAGAUGAUUCGACCAAGACGAACGAAAACAAUUCGGGCGACGGAGAAAAUUCACCUUCUGUUAUUGAUAACAAUUCUUUGUCUAGUAUUUUCAACGUAGUAAUUGGUAAAAAAUCCACAAGAAAACAUAAAAAAUGGGAUGAUGAUGGAACUUUGGAAGUUACAGGAAAACACGCAAUUUUGAAGGAUUCAGAAGGCAAGAUUAUUCAUAGGAAAGUGGUUAAUCCAGAAACACUUGUGGAAGGUGGUAGAUUAUAUUUUGAUAAUAAAGAGAUUGAGAUUAUUGAUAGAGCAACAUCAAGGCAAUUAUUGUCAAAUGAGUCGGUCAAAGAGUUAAUUCCAGAGCCACCCAGAAAAAAGUUAAAAACUUCAAGUUCCAGUGUAUGCCUUCCCUUUGGAUCUUUAAAAAAAGGGCUCAAAUUAACAUGCAAUUCUUUGGUAAUGCCUUCUUUGAAUACUUCAAGAAAUUGGAUGGAAAAUGAUAUUCCAGAAAAGGAGGAAGAAGUGUCUGUUGAUGCAUGUUUAGUAAAUGUACUUAGACCACAUCAACGUUAUGGUAUUGUAUUUUUAUAUGAAUGCAUCAUGGGUUUGAAGGUACCUAAUUGCUCUGGUGCAAUUUUGGCUGAUGAAAUGGGCCUUGGUAAAACAUUACAAUGCAUUACAAUUAUUUGGACACUGUUGAAAAAGGGACCGUAUGGAAAACCAGUAUUGAAAUAUGUAUUAAUAGUAACUCCUAGUAGCCUAUGCAAUAACUGGAACAAAGAAUUUGGACACUGGCUGGGUUUUCAUAGAAUCUGCCCAUAUGUUGUAAAUGCCAAAAACAAACUGAAAGAUUUCAAAAAGCAAAUGAAAAAUUCAAUAAUGAUUGUUAGUUAUGAUAUGCUUAUUAGAUGUCAAGAAGAACUUGAACAAAUGACCUUUGAUUUAAUUGUGUGCGAUGAAGGUCAUAGAUUGAAAAAUAAUGAUAUUAAAGCAGCAAAGAUAUUAAACAACAUGAACUGCAAAAGGAGAAUUCUCUUGAGUGGAACCCCUGUACAAAAUGAUUUACGAGAAUUUUUUGCCCUACUUGAUUUCGUAAACCCGGGUAUAUUGGGUAGCAAUCACGAGUUUAAAAAUUAUUAUGAAAAUCCUAUUGUAGCUUCACAAUGCCCUCACGCGCCUGACAGCGUUGUAUCUCUGGGAAUAGAAAGGGCCAAUGAAUUAAAUGAAAAAACCAAGUAUUUCGUUUUAAGACGAACACAAGACACAAUUAAUAAAUAUUUACCACCUAAGCACGAGCUAGUUGUAUUUUGCCGUUUAUCGAACGAACAGGAACGUCUAUAUUCUCUCGUUACAGACGCUUGGUUUAAUACAACUGCACUACCAAAUAACAGCAUUCCACAUCUGACAGUAAUAACAGUUCUCAAAAAGAUCUGUAACCAUCCUGACUUAUUUUACAACGAGAAGAAUGAUUUUUUGCAUAACGUAAAUGUAAAUAAAAUUUCCCAAAUAAAAAAUUCUGUAAGCACUUCGAAAAAUGCAUAUUGUGGAAAAAUUUCGGUUGUACAAACAUUAAUGAGAAAUUUAAAGGAGACAGAUGAAAAAUUAGUCUUGAUUUCGUACUAUACGCAAACGCUUGAUGUAUUGGAAACUGUUUGUAACGCAGAAAGUAUGAAGUUUCUCAGAUUAGAUGGUAGUACACCAAACAGCUCAAGACCUAAGAUCAUUGAACAGUUCAAUUCUAAAAUUGAUAACAGCAAAAUAUUUUUAUUAAGUGCAAAAGCUGGUGGGGUUGGAUUAAAUUUGCCUGGUGCAUCUAGAUUGAUAUUGUUCGACUCAGAUUGGAAUCCAGCAUCCGAUUCUCAAGCCAUGGCGCGAAUUUGGCGAGAUGGGCAAAAAAAAGAUGUUUAUAUAUUACGAUUACUAACAACAGGUACCAUUGAAGAAAAAAUCUUUCAAAGACAAAUUAGUAAAGCAGGCUUAAGCGAAACUGUGAUGGAUCUGAAUUACUUUACUUCCCUAAAAUUGUCUAUGAGCGAAUUAAAGGACCUGUUUACAUUAACGACAGACACAAAAUGUUCAACUCACGAUUUAAUGAAAUGUGAUUGCAAUGGUUAUAAAAAAAUGGAGAAGAAAGUAGAAAAAUCGGAUCACGAAGACAUACGAGAACAUCAAUUAAUAUUAGAAAAUAAAACGCCUCAACAAAAUUUAACGAUAAAUCAACUUUUAGAAUGGGAGCAUUAUCAACAACCAGUUCCAGAUGAACUGAUGCAGGAAAUCAUGUUAUCAGAAAUGUCUGAUCAUGUAACGUUCUUAUUUAAAAAUUCCAUUUUA